This is a messenger RNA of Salvelinus fontinalis (brook trout), 2795 nucleotides long. RefSeq names its product SPRY domain-containing SOCS box protein 4-like. Gene Ontology annotation, molecular function: protein binding. The transcript has 3 exons. NCBI's taxonomy places the organism in Eukaryota, Metazoa, Chordata, Actinopteri, Salmoniformes, Salmonidae. The coding region runs from base 752 to 1588 and encodes 278 amino acids. The record is from RefSeq and is a predicted model, not a curated record. Gene Ontology annotation, cellular component: SCF ubiquitin ligase complex. Gene Ontology annotation, biological process: intracellular signal transduction; proteasome-mediated ubiquitin-dependent protein catabolic process.
UGUAUGGAAAAUUUCUGGGAUCUUUUAUUUCAGCUCAUGAAACAUGGGACCAACACUUUAUGUUAGGUUUAUAUUUUUGUUUAGUAUAUUUAGUUGCAUUUAGGCUAGUUGCAUAAAACUUUCAACUCUCUCUCAACACUGAUGUGUUUUCAAAUUUAGACUGGGCUUCUUAUUCACUUUCCGAGGUCAGUGUUGAGUUGUAUCGUUAUAUCAUUGCUACGAGAAAAGGCAGACUUUAGGACGGCGAAAAGAAAUGGCUUUGCUGGUGCCCUAGCCUUCACCUAUUCCCGAUCCUAUCCCUCGAGCGACGUGGCCAAUCAGUGUGUGUGUCAGCGACACAUGAAUGGUGAUAUCAAAGGAAUGGCUCGCGAAACAAAGAAGCCGCCGGUCUCGAAUUCCCGUCGAUAGAGAAAAUUCGCGAAUGAAACAGCACAGAAGAUUUGUUUUUAAGGCUUGAGUGAAACCAAAUGAAUAUCUUCGACGCAAAGUCCAACAGUUUUGGUUUUGUUUUGCUCAAGGAGGGACCUUGGCCUCGUGAGAGCUUUGUCGAGCGCCAGGCGAGGCUGUUGGCUACAUUGGAACGAGCGAAGUUCACUGUCAGAGGAACCGAGUGUCUCUGUGAGAGCGGCUCUCAGCCAGGGACGACUGCCCUUCUGGCCACAGCGCCCAUGAGGUAACGGUGUGAAGUCCCAUACCACCCUCGCUCCGCCCUCCACCCCAUCUCCCUCUAUCCCUCCAUCCCUCUCCAGCGAUGGGUCAGAAGAUCUCGGGCAGCAUCAAGUCGGUUGACGCACGGGGCGAGCCCUCAUAUCGGCCUGUCCGCCGUGAGCUGCGGGGUCCAGACUUCUGCCGGCCUCCUCGUCUUGACCUACUUUUGGACAUGCCCCCUGCGACCUCUGACCUGCAGCUCCACCAUGCCUGGAACCCAGAGGACCGCUCGCUCAACGUCUUUGUCAAGGAGGACGACAAGCUGACCUUCCACCGCCACCCGGUGGCCCAGAGCACUGACUGCAUCCGCGGCCAGGUGGGCUACACACGGGGGCUCCAUGUCUGGCGGAUCCACUGGCCGGCGAGACAACGAGGAACACACGCUGUCGUAGGGGUGGGCACGGCUGACUCUCUUCUACACUCUGUGGGUUACACAGCCCUGGUGGGUUCGGACUGUGAGUCGUGGGGCUGGGACUUGGGCCGGAACAGACUCUACCACGACAGUAAGAACCGGCCGGCCUCCACCUCGGCACCAACAUACCCGUGUUUCCUGGAGGCAGACGAGUCGUUUGUUCUGCCGGAUGCCCUGCUGGUGGUGCUGGACAUGGAUGAGGGCUCGCUCAGCUUCAUGGUGGACGGCCAGUACCUGGGCGUGGCCUUCAGAGGGUUAAAGGGCAGGAGGCUGUACCCUAUCGUCAGUGCCGUGUGGGGACACUGUGAGGUCUCCAUCCACUACGUCAAUGGACUGGAUCCGGAGCCCCUCCCCCUGAUGGACCUGUGCAGGCGAGUGGCCAGGCUGGCUCUGGGGCGGGACCGAGUCAACCAGAUAGACACCCUCCCUCUGCCAGAGACCAUCAAGAACUACCUCCAGUACCAGUGAACCUACACUCACCAGGACAACGAACUGCUUGACGACAGCUACAUUUCACUACGGUCAACCACAAACAAUUGAACCCUGAACCACUGGACAUCUACUGAGGAUGAUGAUGGUCGGGAGGAAGCCUAUAAUGGAGUUGCGAGUUUCCUUUUAGGAUUUGUGUCCAUUUUGAACUCCAUUGUUUCAAUUUGCUCACUGCUGUCCCCCAGAUGGACAGAUGAGCGAUUGAUGGACAGAGGUGGAUGGGCUUGAGACUGGACUCUAGCAGAAGUGUUGGGCUAUGAUGCUGUCUUCUCAUUGGGUCUAUAGCGUGGAAGCUUCUAGAAUAUAUUCCUGGAGGAACAGGGCAUUUUGGGGAUGAUGCACAGUUACUGUACAUCUAUAGACUCUCUGGAAGCCUCUCUGCACAUGUAGAUAUUUAGACUCUAGCAGGCUCUACUGAGGCUCACCAGCCCCUAGCCACAGGGACGCGAACAUCGUUCAAAGCAUGCAUAUGCAAACACUAGCUCAUGCUCCGAGGGGCUGUUUUCAGUGUGUGAGGUUUUAUGCAUGUGUGGGUUGGUGCGUGUCGGCCUUGCUCUACAACAGGCACCCCAAGACAUCAGUCUGACAACACUGCAGCCCUGAUAUCUCUAGUCCCCUGCUGCACUGCACCUCCCUCUCAACUGGCAGUCUCCCUUUAUUUAUCAGUGGGUUUCAUUGGAUCCAUGACUCUGUCUGGGUGAGUGACUGGGUGUGCGUCCACAGUGGCACCCUAUUUCCUACAUAGUGCACUGCGUUUGAUCAGCUUGAUCAAAUGGUGUGCACUAUGUAGGGAAUAGGGUGCCGUUGUGGACAUACAUGGCAUGUUGUCAGUCAGUGUGAUGUGUUUAAAGCUGAGGUUGGUCUGAGGGCCAAUCUGCUGUUACUGUUCAUGUGCCUGCUCAGCGAAAGCACAUCUCACAGGAGACCAAAAAAAAAGACCUGCUGCUUUUUUCCCUCUUUCCGUUCUUAUCCUGAUGGUGACUAUUCCUUUAAGUAUAUUGUUCUGUUUUUAUGACUGGGGGUUUACUUUGUUUCUGAUUUUUGUUUUCUAUGGUUUUGAGCUCUAUUUGCCGGACAGGAAGUGACCCGGGUGAGACAGGAAGUCUCGCUGAGAGAGACUGAUCGAGGAAUGUGCUGCCAUGAUAAUCUUUUAAAUGUGAAUAAAACACAAAGAAACUGAACCAAA